Molecule: messenger RNA, 1197 nt
Organism: Anthonomus grandis grandis
Lineage: Eukaryota; Metazoa; Arthropoda; Insecta; Coleoptera; Curculionidae
Exons: 4
Coding region: 341-946 (201 amino acids)
Source: RefSeq, a predicted model, not a curated record
CGUUCAGUCUCUCACAGCCGACGCAAGAACGUCUACUCCAUAUAUAGACUCUGUCUCAAGAUAUUUUUAGACUUUCUUCUAUUACCUAAUUGGUUUUAAAAGCGAUUCUUAAGCGCUUCCGGUGUUAGGGUACCGAUUUUCUGUAUUAUGAGCGAAAAAAUCUCAGUUUCUUUGUCGCCCGGGGACAAUAAGGAGUCAAAAAGGCGUUCGACUGUGUUAAAACAUCUUUGACGGUUCUUUGUAGGCGGACGAAGAGCCGAUACAAUUUAGUGGUUUUUGUGAGCCGGAUUUGUGUUUAUUUUUUUUAAGAAAACUGGCUUUUUUUAUUAAUAGAGGUGCAAUGGAUGGAUAUGAUUUUGAAUAUAUUGACCGGAACGAUCGGUCGAUUAUGUCAGGCGAUAGUCCUCUGCACAAUAAUCGUACUACAGAAGCCUUCGAUUUCUCCUCUGGUACUACUGAUCAAGAUUCCGGUAGGCCAAGGUUGCUAGACUCCAAGCCUGUGGCGUCGGCAGAUGGUCGUACCUCACCCGUGGCUAGCGGUAGCAGGGACGUUGCCGUCCAAAAUAGUCAACCGAACCAGGAAAAAGGAGAUAAAGAAGAGGUUCAAGCAUCAGUCAUUGUAGAACCGGGCGGAAAAGAGAAGAACGAUGAUGAAAAAGACGGGUUUGCUUCUUCAACGUUAAAUAACGAUGAAGACGAACGGGAGCAUGAUAAAGAAGGCGAAGAACAGAGAAGAGGAAGAAACAACGACGGAGAAUUUGGUGGAGGUAGAGACAAGAAAGAUCGAAAAGACGACAAAUUUAAAAAGAACGGCAACGUAGACAAACUAGACGGCGUCUUUAGUGCUAAAGGUAAAAAGCAAAAGAAGAAAAAAGAUGACGAAGACGACUGUAUGGUGAAGUGCCUCUACGUGACAAUGACUUGUUGCGAAUGCUCAAUCAUGUGAUUCCUUGUGCGCCCUGUAUAUUUUAGGUAUUUAUGCGUGUUAGUAUACUUUCUUUAAAAAAAAAUCGUUAAUAUACAUUAUUUGCUUUAAAAUAUUGUGUAUGAAUACUGGGGAUGAGAAGUUUACCCACCCUUUUAACGAACGACUUUUCCUUAUAGUUAUUUUAAACUGUGCCGUAUAUGCUUAAGCAAAAAAUCUGUUAUAGUUUAAACCAGUAUUAGCUUAAAGAAAUAAAAGACAUAAAAUUUGUA